GAUCAUUUUCAUUCUCGCCUUUUUUUUGGUCCUUAUGUGUGACCAGUGUUUUUCUGAGCAACUUCUUCUUUCAUUCAGUCUUUUGUCAGUGACAUGAAAACAUCUUCUUUAAGCUAAAUAACAGAAACAGUGAAUUGAAAUGCUGCAAAUUAUUGUAGGACUUCUUUUCCUACCUGGUGUUCUCAGUGAGUGGAAUAAAGAGUGGAAUGUGAAGUAUCCUUCUUCUCCGAUCUGUGCUGUGAGGGGAUCCAAUGUCACUAUUGCCUGUUCAUUUACAUAUCCACCUAAUGCACAAGUAAAGCAAGUGCUGUGGUGUUCAAUGAGUUCAAACCAUGGUUCAUGUAUGAAUGUGCCAUAUGUUUAUGACAGUAAAGCCAACAACAAUCAAAGAAACUUUCAAUACAUAGGAGAUAAAAAAUCAAAUUGUUCUCUUUUGAUCAGUAAUAUUACUCAAACACUUUCUGGAGAGUAUAAAUUCAGAUUUAUAACCAAUUUGUCAAGCGGAACUUGGACAGGUGAUCCUGGAGUUGAAAUUGCAGCUCACGAUUCAAGGGUGUUAAUGACCAGAUUGAGAGACACUGGAAGCAUAAUAGUAGGAGACUCUUUGAAUCUGACGUGCACACUCGACUGCUCUAAUUUAGAUAAAGUUCAGUGGUUUAAGGAUGAUGAACCGAUGACACAUUCAGACCCCAUCCUCACCUUCAGCAGUGUAACUACUAAAGACUCUGGGAAUUACUCCUGUUCUCUGAGGAACUUUAAAACAACUGUUUCUGAACAAUAUAGAAUUUACAUUAAAGAGGUUGCUGUGUCCCCAACUGUUCCGAUUAUUGUCGUGUCUUCAAUCGCACUUAUUGGUUUCAUUAUUGCAGCUGUGAUGCUUAUAAGAAGGAAAGCAGAAACUCGUGGCAAACCAAAGGAGGAAGAAGAAAACCAUCAGGCUAAAACAGAAGCACCCACAGUCACCACAAACCAAGAGGAAGCAGAAGAUGAAGUGCAAUAUGCAUCUGUCAACAUUCAACCUAAAGAACAGCUUCAAAUGUCUGCCAACACAUGGCAGAAGAAUGAUUCAUCCAUCUACAGCACUGUAGUGAAUGGUUAACCUAGUGAAUAUACUAUAUAUCUAUUUAUUGAUCUCCAUGAGGAAAACAGCUUAUAAAUCACACUGAAUUAUAUGUUUUCAAAAAUAUAUUAAAAAAAAAAAUGCAGAAUGUUUUCUCUGAGGGCUGUUUAGGAUUAUUUGGGAACCUGUUGAGAGUAUUUGAGUGUUCAGAGUUUUGAGACUGAGUACUGUUUGUUAGUAGAUAAAUAUCUUGUUGUGCCUGUUGGCAUAUUUGACCCCUUUGCCUGUUUACUGACACUGAUUUGGACU
Pimephales promelas (fathead minnow) is the source of this 1369-nucleotide messenger RNA. RefSeq lists its product as uncharacterized. The record is from RefSeq and is a predicted model, not a curated record. NCBI's taxonomy places the organism in Eukaryota, Metazoa, Chordata, Actinopteri, Cypriniformes, Leuciscidae.